AUGGCAGAGCUUGCAUCAUAUAAACGAGCCAAAGAUCAGGAGAGGAAAGAGAAGCUGCAAGGACACAUUCCCAAAGCAGAAAAGGGACUCAAAGAGUACCUGGAAUCCGAGGAAGGCCAAGCUGAGCGAGAAAAGAACAGACUUGAGUUCGAAAGAAUGGCCGAGAAUGUCGACUCCGAUGCAUCAGAUGGUGAAAGAGAAGAAGACGAAGAAGCAGAAGAGCCAGAAGUUGAUAUUUCGAGAAUGUCGAAGUCAGAAAAGAAGAAACUUACGAAAGGAAAGAAGGAUAAAGUGGAAGAAUUCAGUCUUGAUACAUUCUAA
Molecule: messenger RNA, 321 nt
Organism: Oikopleura dioica
Lineage: Eukaryota; Metazoa; Chordata; Appendicularia; Copelata; Oikopleuridae
Source: the annotation of a GenBank genome assembly